AUGGCUGAGGUCGAUAGGACCGUAAAAAAAGUGAAUGAAGGUAUUGAAAACUUUGAUGAAUUGGAAGAAAAAGUAUAUAGUGCCCAAAGUUCUUCGCAAAGGGAUAAAUUUGAAGGAGAAUUGAAAAAGGAAAUUAAAAAACUACAACGUCUGAGAGAAACAAUACGUGGCUGGAUAUCUGGUAAUGAAAUUAAAGACAAGGAAUUACUGGUGGAAAAGAGGCAACAGAUUGAAACAAGAAUGGAAAGGUUCAAGAAAUGCGAGCAGAAAACCAAGAUGAAGGCCUAUUCUAAAGAAGCCCUGAGUAAAAGUCAAGUCGAAAAACGAAGUAGGAACAAACAAAAUAUUAUUCCUGACUCGAAAGAGAAGAAGCAAGCUAAGAAAUGGCUGAAGGAUAUGAUAGAAACACUGACGAACGCUGUUGAUUCAAUUGAAGAAAAAAUUGAAGAAGAAGAAGAAAAGGAAAAGAAGAAGGAUGGAGAUAUGAUUGAAUCGCAUCGAUCACGUCAAAGAAAACAUGAGGAAUAUAUUGAUAAGUUAAACCAAGUUUACGAGUUUUUGGAUAAUGAUGAAGGUAUUACACCUCAAGAUUUGGAAGAACUUAAGGAAUAUGUAGAAUACUAUGUAGAUGAAAAUGAAGAAGCUGAAUUUGUGGAAGAUGAUGAUUCAUUUGAAACAAUAUUCAAAAAACAUAAGGAAUGGGAAGAAUCAGCACCAAAGGAGGAACUCGUGGAUGUUGAUGAAGUCAAGGAUAGUAUUAAAAAUUCUGAUGAAUAUGAUGAUGAAGAUUCUGAUGAAGGGUUUGAUGAAGACUUGGAUUCGGAUGAUGAUGAUGGUUCAAGUAAUGUUGACGAUGAUGAAGAUUUAAGUUCUCCAAUAUCAACAUCUUCAAAAGAUGAUGAUAAGAAGAAGAAAUCUCCUCCUAAUACAACACCUGUUGUUAAUGUGAAUCCAUCGAUAACGAAACCUUCAGGAAGUAAUCUCACAGUUACAGCUGUUGUAUCAAAAGACAAGAAAAUUACCAAACAAGCACCUCCAGCUAUUUCUACCUCUCCUAACCAACCAUCCACCACCCAACAACCAAGUGGUCAAGUUACUCCAAACACUACCACUCCAACAACAACUAAACCAUCUUAUAGUGAUUUAGUUAAGUCUCCAAAAACUCCUCUUCAACCACAACAACCAACUCCAACCAAUACUUCCACAACAGCAACAACAACAAAACAAGCUGCUACUACUACUACAACAGCAACAACAGCAUCAGGUUCUACGACUCCAACAUCUACCACUAUCAAAAAGCCUGCUGUUUCAUAUAUUGAUAUUGCUCAACAAAAUAAGAAUGCUCCACAAGGUCACAAUUUAACAGUUUCUAUUAGUGAUUCAAAUAAGCAACAAGUAACAACACCAACAGUUGCAGCUACAACACCAACAACAACAAGUAAUAAGAAUGCUAAACAACAAGCUACAACAACAACAACAGCAACAGCAACUACAACAGCUACAAAGCAGCAACCAACCACAAAGGGUCAACCUGCUCAACCAACCAAAAAAGCUCAAACUAAUGCCAACCAAAUUGAUGGAUGGAUUUCAUCAAGUGAUGAUGAAGCAUCCAAUGAGAGACAAAAACAGUCAUCUCAAGCAGUAAUGAAUAAGUUCUUUUCACAACAACAAGGAAGUGGAAAACAACAAAACAAAAGAUUGGGAAUUCAAGGCGAUAAACUUUCCGAACAAAACCUAAAACAACAACAAAAAAACAAAAUUGACAAAGUGAAUAGUGAUUUAAAAUUCUUAAUUUUAAAGAAACAUGAUGCUCGUAAAAGAAUGAAAAGGAAAGGACAACUUAUUUCUUAUGGAGAUGAAUCUGAUGAAGAAGUAAAACAAGAGGAACAAAAACCAACAACAGAUUCUACAACAGCAACAACAGAACAAAAUUCUCUUAAAAGAAAAAAGGAGGAAAGUGAUGACGAAGAUGAAAGUAAAAUUAAAGUAUUAGCUAAAAAGAAAAAGAAGAAAAAGAAAAGUAACAAAUAA
Naegleria gruberi is the source of this 2031-nucleotide messenger RNA. RefSeq lists its product as uncharacterized. Gene Ontology annotation, biological process: nuclear-transcribed mRNA poly(A) tail shortening; regulation of DNA-templated transcription. The transcript is spliced from 2 exons. NCBI's taxonomy places the organism in Eukaryota, Heterolobosea, Eutetramitea, Acrasida, Naegleriidae. Bases 1 to 2031 code for a protein of 676 amino acids. Gene Ontology annotation, cellular component: nucleus; P-body; CCR4-NOT core complex. The record is from RefSeq and is a predicted model, not a curated record.